Molecule: messenger RNA, 8518 nt
Organism: Eublepharis macularius
Lineage: Eukaryota; Metazoa; Chordata; Lepidosauria; Squamata; Eublepharidae
Gene: IDE
Product: insulin degrading enzyme
Exons: 25
Coding region: 383-3319 (978 amino acids)
Biological process (GO): peptide catabolic process
Cellular component (GO): peroxisomal matrix; cytosol; mitochondrion
Molecular function (GO): metalloendopeptidase activity; metal ion binding
Source: RefSeq, a predicted model, not a curated record
AAACGAGCCGAGUUUUCAGCCGCUUGCCUCGGAUCUCGACAACUUCGAACGGCGCGCUCUGCUUCAUCUCAGCCAAUCAGCGCAAUCGCGCAAGGCAACAUGGGAUCCGUUUUCUUAGUUCAAACGUCAGGCGUUACGUCAUAUUUCAGAGACCAAGACCCAAUAACUCGUCGUCCGUUAGAAUUAUUUUGCAGUCUGGAGUGCAAGGCAUGCUGGGAGUUGUAGUUUUUUUCCUUGCCCGGUUCUUCGGACCUCUCAAUAGGCCAGUUAGAGAAAGGAGAGCGAAAAGAUUGUCCGAUUUGUCCUCAAGCGACGCAACCUGCGACAUGCUGCGGCUAUGCUGGAGCCCCGAAGCUGACUUCAGCAACAGACACACAGCAAAAUGAAUGAUCCAGCCAUCAAAAGGAUAGCAACUGAUAUUAUCAAAUCACCUGAGGAUAAACGAGAAUAUCGUGGGCUAGAACUUGCAAAUGGCAUCAGGGCAAUGCUUAUCAGUGACCCCACUACAGACAAGUCUUCAGCUGCACUUGAUGUACACAUAGGGUCACUGUCAGAUCCACCUAAUAUUGCGGGAUUAAGUCACUUCUGUGAACAUAUGCUGUUCUUGGGAACAAAAAAAUACCCCAAAGAAAAUGAAUACAGCCAGUUUCUGAGUGAACAUGCAGGGAGUUCAAAUGCUUUUACCAGUGGAGAACAUACCAACUAUUACUUUGAUGUUUCACAUGAACACCUCGAAGGCGCCCUGGACAGGUUUGCCCAGUUUUUCUUGUGCCCUCUCUUUGAUGAAAGCUGCAAAGACCGAGAAGUAAAUGCUGUUGAUUCUGAGCAUGAGAAGAAUUUAAUGAAUGAUGCUUGGAGACUCUUUCAGCUGGAAAAGGCUACUGGAAACCCCAAUCACCCUUUCAGCAAAUUUGGAACAGGAAACAAAUUCACUUUGGAAACAAGACCAAACCAAGAAGGAAUAGAUGUCAGACAAGAGCUAUUGAAGUUUCACUCCACAUAUUAUUCGUCAAAUUUAAUGGCUGUCUGUGUUCUAGGACGAGAACCUCUUGAUGAGUUGACCAACUUGAUAGUAAAACUGUUCUCUGAAGUAGAAAACAAAAAUGUUCCAUUACCAGAAUUCCCUGAACAUCCAUUCCAGGAAGAACAUCUUCGGCAACUUUACAAAGUGGUACCUAUUAAAGACAUCAGAAAUCUUUAUGUCACAUUUCCAAUACCAGACCUUCAGAAGUACUAUAAGUCAAACCCUGGUCAUUAUCUUGGUCAUCUUAUUGGGCAUGAAGGUCCAGGAAGUCUUUUAUCAGAACUCAAAGCUAAAGGAUGGGUAAAUACACUGGUUGGAGGACAAAAAGAAGGUGCUAGAGGUUUCAUGUUUUUCAUCAUUAAUGUCGACCUCACUGAAGAAGGACUUUUACAUGUGGAUGACAUUAUUUUGCACAUGUUCCAGUAUAUACAAAAGUUGCGAACAGAAGGACCCCAAGAGUGGGUUUUCCAGGAAUGUAAGGAUCUAAAUGCUGUAGCCUUCAGAUUUAAAGAUAAGGAAAGGCCCCGAGGUUACACAUCAAAACUGGCAGGGAUGCUGCAUUACUAUCCUAUAGAAGAAGUUCUUGCUGCUGAGUAUUUAUUAGAAGAGUUUAGGCCUGAUUUAAUAGAAAUGGUGCUGGAUAAACUGAGACCUGAAAAUGUCCGGGUUGCAAUAGUUUCUAAGACUUUUGAAGGAAAAACUGAUAGAACGGAACAGUGGUACGGAACCCAAUACAAGCAAGAAGCAAUUUCUGAUGAAGUCGUUAAGAAAUGGCAAAAUGCUGACCUUAAUGGGAAAUUCAAGCUCCCAAUGAAGAAUGAAUUUAUUCCUACGAACUUUGAGAUUGUGCCGCUGGAAAAGGAUGCGCCACAGUACCCUACUCUUAUUAAAGACACUGCCAUGAGCAAGCUGUGGUUCAAGCAAGAUGACAAAUUUUUCCUACCUAAAGCUUGUCUCAACUUCGAAUUUUUCAGCCCAUUUGCUUACGUGGAUCCCUUGCAUUGUAACAUGGCCUAUUUGUACCUUGAGCUACUCAAAGACUCCCUCAACGAGUAUGCAUAUGCAGCAGAACUAGCUGGCUUGAACUAUGAUCUCCAAAAUACCAUCUAUGGGAUGUAUCUUUCUGUAAAAGGUUACAAUGACAAGCAGCAUAUCUUGCUAAAGAAGAUUAUUGAAAAAAUGGCCACCUUUGAGAUUGAUGAGAAAAGAUUUGAAAUCAUCAAGGAAGCGUACAUGCGAUCACUCAACAACUUCCGAGCUGAACAGCCGCACCAGCAUGCUAUGUAUUACCUCCGACUAUUAAUGACAGAAGUUGCUUGGACCAAAGAUGAAUUAAAAGAAGCUUUAGAUGAUGUCACUCUUCCCCGCCUCAAGGCCUUUAUAUCGCAGCUGUUGUCACGGUUACACAUUGAAGCACUUCUCCAUGGCAAUAUAACAAAACAGGCUGCAUUAGGAAUUAUGCAAAUGGUAGAAGACACUCUCAUUGAGCAUGCUCAUACAAAGCCUCUGCUUCCCAGCCAGCUAGUGAGAUACAGAGAAGUACAGCUGCCCGACCGGGGUUGGUUCGUCUAUCAACAGAGGAACGAAGUUCAUAAUAAUUGUGGUAUAGAAAUAUAUUAUCAAACAGAUAUGCAAAGCACCUCAGAGAACAUGUUUCUGGAGCUCUUCUGUCAAAUUAUCUCUGAGCCUUGCUUCAACACUCUGCGCACUAAGGAACAGUUAGGUUACAUUGUGUUCAGUGGUCCACGCAGGGCUAAUGGUAUCCAAGGACUGCGAUUUAUCAUCCAGUCAGAAAAGCCUCCUCACUACUUAGAGAGCAGGGUUGAAGCUUUUUUAAAAACUAUGGAAAAAUGUAUAGAGGAAAUGUCUGAGGAAGCUUUCCAGAAGCACAUCCAGGCUUUAGCCAUUCGCCGUCUAGACAAACCAAAGAAGCUGUCUGCUGAAUGUGCAAAAUACUGGGGAGAAAUAAUUUCCCAGCAAUAUAACUUUGACAGAGAUAAUGUUGAAGUGGCAUAUCUUAAAACUCUCACUAAGGAUGAUAUCAUGCACUUUUACAAGGGGAUGUUGGCUGUAGAAGCCCCAAGAAGACAUAAAGUGUCAGUACAUGUACUAGCAAGGGAAAUGGAUUCCUGCCCAGUUGUGGGAGAAUUUCCAUGCCAAAAUGAUGUCAAUCUGGCACCAGCACCACCACUGCCACAGCCAGACGUGAUUCAAAACAUGACAGAGUUCAAGCGCAGCCUGCCACUCUUUCCCCUGGUGAAACCACAUAUCAAUUUCAUGGCUGCAAAACUGUGAAGACUCUUGAGUGAAGAACUAGAAGCGGAUCAGUACUUGUGUGACUUCAGUGGGUUUUGAAAUGAACAAACAUAACAACAAACAAUCCUGUCUGUUAUGAGGCUCUGAUUCCUUCUAGGUUCAUUCAGCAUUAAUGAUGUGAUAGGGAUACAGCAAUUAGACAAAUAGGCUGUAGUCAUGUGUCACUUUUAUUAUAGAGCCACUCUUGGAAAUCAAAAUCAAGUGGUAUAUUCAAAGGUCUUUGUAGGUAUGGUAUAUUUUACAAUAGUGUGUCUCUUUUAAAGGUUUUGUUUUGCAUAAUGGAAUAUGAAGAAGCUUUCUGAACAAACACGUUACUUAAAAUGUUUUUCUUAUGGAAGGUCAUAAGAUUAAACCUCUGGGGAGAUGUUUUAUUUGAUGUGGAAGAACAAAAUGUUAUUAAAAAGCAUGUGUUGACUUUCUUGCAGGAAGAGUAUUGAAUGAUACGUUCUAAAAACUGAUUGUCAGUGAAACCAACCAUCUAGGUUUUAUGUGGAUCAGUGGAAAUAAGAGAAUUUAGCAACAAAUAUCAGAGAUGGAAGAAGAGUUUGAUAAAUAUAUUGAGAUGGUUUUAAUCUUUAUACGCAUUUGAAGACAUUUUAUAUUCAGACUAGUAAAAUGCUGGAAACACUUGAGUAGCCAUUUUUUUCUUAUCAAGAGUGUUAGUUUGUUUAUAAACCUUUCAUUUUCUCAGGGUUGCUCUGAAAAUGUUUCCUUUCAUCUGCAUAAAUGAAAUAAUUGUAAACAUUUUUUCCCAUUUUUCAUGUACAGUUUUUAGAUAGGCCAUCAGACUCUGUUUAGGGUAUGACUACAAAAGGCUAUUGGUGACUACUAAAAGACAUUCAACACGAAAAUGAAACUGAUAGGUGCAGCCAGUUCCCUACACAUAUUUACUAAGAAAUAAGUCUUUCUGUGUUCACUGGGACAUAAUCUCAAGCAAAUGUGUAUUGGAUUUCAUCCUUACUGUGCCCAGCGAAAAUAUGUCUUUAUCUCUCUAAUUUGCCAUUGGAAUGUCCAAGACUGGAUGACAUAGCUAACAUCAGUCUUAGAAGCUACGUAGCUUUAAACAGGUGAUACCAUAUCUUGACCUGCUCUUACCAGCAUUUAAAGAGCUAGAUGCAGACUUUCAGAAUUCUUCCUCAAGUUUUAGAUUUUACAGUGGCAAGAAAAGAAAAACUAUUUGAUGGUACAUUGUUAAACUAAGGCCGGAUUUAAAUGUGAUUCCGUGGCCCAGAAGCACACCCUUGGGAGUCUUUGCAUUCGCAUAGUGUCUCAUUUAAACUGGGCUGUUACCCAUGCAGAACAGCUACAUGACAAGUCAUGUGAGUGCAGAGUCCCACAGAAGAGUAAUGUUUACUCAACCAAUUCAGCAACUAAACAUCAGCCUAACCAACUCAGCAUCAAAUUGGGCAUGGCCAAGGCAGAAUUCUGUAUGCUUAACAGGAUUGUUUGCCGCAUUUUAAACACUACAACAUCACCAAGAAAACCGUUACCGACUAACUAAUCAAUUAUGAAAGAAUAUUGAACACGUUAUGUGCAAAAUUAUGAAAUUUACUCACACAAUAUUGAUAUCAAAAAGUCGUUCUAGCCACUUCUAUUUGAACAACUAUAACAGUAUGUAUAUUUUCAAUCCAAUAAGAAACCUCAAAGGGGCGGUAGAACAUUCACAGUGAGCCCCUAUUGUUUGCAGAAACAUCCAAACUUAUCAACGAGCUACAAGAGCCUCUGUGCAAUUUCAUACAGUUUCAUACAAUUUCAUACAGAAUUCAAUAUGUACAAAGCACCUAUAAGUUGCCCAAGUCAAUUUUUAACACAAAAUCAACUGGUAAAUUCAAAAAGACAGUUUUCAAAAUUGUAACUGAACGGGUCAGCCAGCAAGAGGUCCCGUUUCCGGUAUCCCCUUCUUCAGAGCAGUUACAAAUACAGCGCGUCAAACAACACUUCUAUCAUAAUUACAACUCGCUCACCGGCGUGUGUGAAAGAAAGGGGGUGACCCUUUCCCUAAAAAAUCGCAUUUUAAACACUGCCUUAAAGUUUAUCUUUUACUUUGUAUCAUUUUUAUUCAGCAUUUCAGGUAUCUGAUAUGCUGUAAUAGCACAACGGCCUACUCUGUUCAGGAUAAAAUACAACAAACGUACGCCUGCUGAGUUCUAGGAAAAACAGCACAAAGCAGACAUAUUUUAUAUGUAUAAUAAAAAGGCAGGAAAUAUGGAAUGAUUAUACAAAGUUUUAGCUUGUUUAGUCUUCAACCUAUUGAUUUUAGUGGGCUUCUGCCACUAAAAGCACAUAGAGCAUACCUUUCAAAUAUUUACUGUUUUAUUAUGUUCAUUAGGCAGAUUCAAAGUAUAGAAUAUUUAAAAUGGAGGGUUCAGACACUACAACUGAAAUCUUAAGUGAAGUUCCACUCUUGACUUCAGUGGACUCAGAAGGGUGUAACUCUUCUUUGGUUUACACUGUAAAAGAACCCAAUUCUAGACAUCGGAAAAUCUCAACAAAUGUUGGUGCCUCUUAACUGAGAAAACUGAUCCACAAAAUACUAACCUUAUUCAGAGCCUUGAUUGCUAAGGUUUACCAUCUGGUGCUUUGGGUAUCCCCCAUCCAUGUUAUUUGUUACGACUGAUGCCAUCUGACAUUGAUUGUCAGAGUCUGGUCUGCUUUGGAUGAAAUCGAUUGUUGCAUCUACCUGGAGAGAAAGUAUAUAACAAUGAUAGAUUGUUUACAUUAAUUAAUAAACUAGGAAAUAAACUAUUAACCUUGGGCCAUUGAGUUAACCUCUUUUCUUAACCUAUAUCUUGUAUUUGUUUCAUCAUUGUUGUAUUUCACUUUAAGAAUAACAAACACAUCACAUGUCAGAAGAACAGAGAGUUUACAGAAAGAACUAAGACCAUAACCUCCCAAAAUGUGUUUGUGUUCUGAAAGUCAGUCGUUAUUGCCUCCCAAGUUCACUGUGUAUUAAAGCUGGACACACAGUAAAAAGUUCCUCUAUUUGUUCUGUUAUAUAUCAAUGACAUGUUGUUUUUUCACCAUACAGUAAAGAUGGUGGUCUUAUCUACUGAUCUCAUCACAUGGUGAAAAUUGAUCUGGCUGUAUGUUAAGCAAUCAGAUAAACUUUGGCUGCACCAUGUACUGUAAUGUGUUGAACUUGGCAAUGCACUCACAGUGACUAUGUAUGUUCAACUUUGCAUUCAUUCACAGCAGUAUGACUUGAUUCUUAAGUGUACAUGUAGCUUUGUUCACAAGAUGGAAGUUAAUGCCAGGGGUUUCAAUAGAGUUUGAUAAUGCCGGUAUUAUACAGCAUGCGUGGAUUCAAAGGGUUAGUGUUGAGGAUGAACUUUAUGGUGGAAUUCCCUACAUGACUCAAGGACAAUCAGACAGAGGAUGACACCCAGGAAUUUUUUUAUUCAAUAUCCAGAGAAUGCUUGUUUGGCAAAUAUUUUCUUCUAUUGUUAAAAGGAUUGAUUGGCCAUACAAGCAGCUCUGUCCUUAGCGUGAUACAAGCACAGAUUCACUUGGGAUCCCCGAGAUGGCAGAAUGCGUUUUUCAAUAAUGCUUAUAAAUGCUUUUAUAUCCGGUGGUCAUCCCUGUUUUCCUUCAGUUGUGAUGGUGAGUCUUCCUCUGCGGGCAGAUGGGCAGAUAAAAAAAAUAGGUAGGGGUUGGGGUUCUUACAUUUGAUUACCCAGUGUAGCAUCUUGGGCAUGAGAAAAUGUAGGCUGUAUCCUAAAAAAUUACUACACAAUAGAGGGAUCAUAGUUCCUCCUCUCCCCCUCUAUCCUGAACAGUAGGAAAAUACAUAAAGAAAAAUAUAGGAGGAAUUAGGUGAAAAUAUUGAAAAACGUGCUGCUGUCAACAAAUUGUUAGCAUUUCUUUAUUCCCAAAUUUCUUUCAGAGUUAUUUUACUACAUACUCCCUUAAAAAUGUAAUAGUUUUAAAUUUUUAUUGAAUAACGGUCCAUUUUUGUUUGUAACUUUACUUUUUCCUUACAAGAAUUAUUUGUAUUAUUUUUAAAGAGAAAAUUGGAAUGCACACUACAAAACUAGUCUGAAGUUUUGUAUUGAAAUGUGCAUUUUGGUGAAUAAAUGUCACUGACUUUGUGUAGAAAAUUAAUUUAAAAAUAGAAGAUAAUUCUUGAUGUAACAAAAUAUUUUAAUUGAAUUUAUAUUGUAACUUACACAAUUUAAAUCCUUCCCAUUGUUCCACGGUAUAGUACAUACGUAUAUUGCAAAUGUGAAACCUCUGGUAGAUGGUGUAGCUGGCUGGCCUGAAUUCCAUGAAGCCAACCAAUCCUAGUUGAUUUCAGAGCUGCUGAAAUGCAUGCCUUGUUGUCCUAAUAGUAAAAAAAAAAAGUAUGCUAGGGUUAUGAAUAGAAUGUUAUGUUUUGUAAUAGUUCAUUGGUACAGCAUGUGCAACAAGCAUCAAAAAUUCUGAACUGGAUUCCAGAGGAGCCUCUCUGCGUAUUCAAGCAUCAGCCACACAUAGCAGAUUUCCAGAUUUGGCAGCAUCCCUCUGCAUCUGAUGACUUGGAUCCAAUGAAACGUUGGAAGCAGUUUUCUUGCCUCUCCACUCCCACUGCAGCCUAAAAUACUCUGCAAAAUGUAGCUUCCUAGGAAUAACAUUUCAGGGAGCAUUUCAGACUGCAGCAGGAGGGGGUGGGUAGAAAUCCUCCAUUCAGUCCAAGCCAAUGCAUACAACCUUUGCAGAGCAUGGCGUGAGGGAUGCUCAGAGAUAUUAUUGAAUGAGAAGCUGAAAAGCUUCUCUCUGAGUCGUAUACUUGACCCAUGUCCCCCUGGACCCUUGUCUAUAUUUACUUAUACAAAAAUAUAGACCCAGCCUACUUCAAUAAACACCAUCAAAAGCAAUUAUUACGUUUCUUUUUAAGUGUUCUCCAGCAUUUUAUAGUUUGAGAGUACAAUGCAGUUUGGUAACUCAGGCAUUAUCAGUGGAUUCUCUCUAGCAGAUCCAAAGCUGCAGUGUCGAAAAGCAAUAACCAACUACCUAGACUACACUGUAAUUCAGUUUUAGUGCUCGUUAACAAACAUUUAUGUAACAAACCAUAAAUUAUGCCUAGAUGACUGUAAUUUUUGCAAAUGCUGUUUUGAGCAAUUGAUGUGGAAUUGGGUGCAUGUUGACAUAGUAUGGCAAAGUGUUUUGCCAUACUUUUGACAAUAAACAAUCUGAAUAUAA